UACCAAAAAUGAGAACGUGCUCGAGUUUCAAUGGUGUAUUUUAAAAAAAUACAUCGCUGUUAUUCAUCAAUAAUAUAAAAAUAACAUUGAAUUAACUUUCUAGUCGUUCAUCAAAUGGUUUUCAUAAAAUGAAGUUGUUAGUACGUUUGCCAUUAUCAAGUUACCUCGCGAUAAUUUAAUAUAUCAGAGCUUUUGAUUCAAAUUAACUAGUAGCUUGGCCAAACUAAAUGUGCAUAUACCUAUUUAUUCAUUGAGAUAGAUAUUGCGGUAAAUAAAAUUUAUAAACAAAAGCUCUCAUUUCGUUCUCGUCCAUCUAACAAGAUCUUAUCAAAUCACUCCAAAAUGGACCCUGGCGCGCCCUUUAACGUUUCUGAAUUCUUGGAGAAAUCAAUCCAUGAAAAUAGUUCAGAAAAGUUGACAUUUUUUGCUGGUGCCGGGAUAUCAAUAGACUCUGGAUUGCCUAAUUUUAUUACUUUUGGUCGAAACAUGAUCCAAAGAAUUUGUGGCGAAACAACUGAAGAUGUUAUUCCGAAGAACAAUUUAGACCAACUUCUUUUUCUGUUGAGACCCGAAGUAUUGCUGCAGACCUUAUCGAAUACGUUUGGUGAAAAAAUGAGCGAGUUUUCCGAGUGGCUGGUCGGCGAAACUCCAAACCCGACUCACAAGUUCUUAGCUCGGGCUCUAAAAAAUGGGCACAUGGUGAUCACAACCAACCUCGACAUCCUCAUAGAAAAAGCAUACGAAGAUUUGACAGGUGAGAAACCACGAGUCAUAGUGGACCACGAAGACUUCGUCGCUCUCGCUGAGGAACUCGAGGUGUCCGGAACUCCAAAAUGUGCAACUGUAGUAAAACCCCACGGAACAAUCGAUACCCAAUACGAAGACCCCGAAAGACGCUACAAAUCAGUGAGAGUGUGUCUGGACCAAGUGGGCUUGGGAUUGACCAAGGAGUGCAGGGGAGCUGUGGAGCACUACAUCAAGACCACGCCCAUGGUCUUCAUGGGCUACAGUGGGUGUGACCACUUCUCACUCACUCCUGUCUUGACUGUCACCCCCACAGAGCAUAAAUCAGUCUGGCUAUUCCACGAUUGGACUGAAGAAGUGAUUGAGGUUCACGAACCCAUCAGAAAAGUGUACGAAGACAUCAUCAGACAAGUGUACUGUGGAAAAGUCUACGCUGAUAUCAACCGGGGUAUGGAGCUGCACGCAGUGUGUGACAUUCUGCUCUCCAGAAGUAACAUUGUCCAAUGGAAAGGAGACGUCAGCAACCUCUUCAGGAAAGUCACAGGAGAAGAGAAUUUCGAACGACUUCCAGGCGGACUAUAUGAGGCGCCCAAAUGGGUCGAAGCUGUGAAAGAGCACGAGAAAUAUCUGAUGGCGGCACGGCUCUAUCGAAGGGCAAACCAACAGGCCGAUUGCCUCUCGAGCGUCGAAAAGGGCCUCGCAGUCGUACCGGCCGAUUCUAAACACGCCGAAGCCGAUUUGCUGUACGCUAAAGCAGAAAUCGAGAUGGAAAAAAGUACAAGUGAAACGUCUGAAAAAGCAAUGGAGCAUUUCCAAAAGUGUAUUGAGCUUUACAAAGAAGCGAAUGACCAAAAAGGUCAAAAUGAGUGCUCCCUCGAAAUAAUAAACGUUCUACGACGAAUGCGGAAAUUUAAGGAAUCGAUCUUAGAACUGAACAAAUUAGAAAAACAGUUUAGCAAUGCAAAGUACGAAGGUGUGAACAAACAUUUGAUCAGAAUUAACUUGAUGCGAGGUUUGAUUUUGGGGCUAAGUGGGGAUAAAAGCAUAGAGAACAAAGAGCAAGCGGUUUCUCUUCUCAAAGCAGGAGUUGAGAAGUGCAGGGUAAAUGGGUUCAUUCUCCUUGAGUCGCAAAGUUUGAACUCUUUGGCGUUGGUUCUGUUCCAAGUGUCGGCAGAAAAUGUAGAAAAAUUGAAACAAGCAGCAAAGUAUCUCUACGAUGCGCUGAACUUGAAUGUGUAUUGUGGUCAGACUAGAUCCUGUUUUCAGCAGUACAGGAAUUUGGGACUUGUGCAUGGAAAGUUGGCUCAUCUUGAAGACUGUACGGAAAGCAAGAAAGAAUUGUAUGAGAAGGCUCUCAAUGACUUCGAAAACGCCGAAACGUAUCUUCAAAGAUCACAAGGAGGAUUUAUGGAAGGCGAAAUGCUAGAGGCCAAAUUCAGACAGGGCGAAACUCUAGUUCGCUUAGAAAGGUCAAACGAGGCCAUUGAAACAUUGCAAAAGGUCAUCGAGAGACGACAAGCAUCGAAGGAUUGGCACAAUGAGGCGAGAGCGAUCGAUUUGAUUCUGCAAACCGACAAAAAGGAGAGUUACUGUCAAUAUAUGGGACGUUUGUUGGAUAUUUAUGGCUCGGUUUUAAGCGAUGAGGGGAAAAUGAAAGUUUUCAAAGCACAGGCCUUCAGAUUUUCAAACGCGAGUGAGUUUUUCAAGAAUGCGGUAUCGAAAGCGGAGCUGAUCGAACGACCUGGAAUUGCGAGUGAUUUGAAAAAGUGUUUCCAGGAUUUGGAAAGGACUAAGAAUGCUUGAAUAACAACUAACUCAUAUUGUUACGAGAAUAUGACACCCCCACAGUGGCGAAAAUGGAUAUUGAUUAUUUACGGAAAAGUUUUCAAAGCUAAAGUAUAGAACUGAUUUAUCUACUACAACCAUUUUGCGAACAAUAAUCAUUUAUAUACAAAUAGAAUCGAUUUUUUUUUCACUAA
Molecule: messenger RNA, 2723 nt
Organism: Symsagittifera roscoffensis
Lineage: Eukaryota; Metazoa; Xenacoelomorpha; Acoela; Convolutidae
Exons: 8
Coding region: 343-2547 (734 amino acids)
Molecular function (GO): protein binding
Source: RefSeq, a predicted model, not a curated record